AUGGAUUUAAUUUAGUUAUCAUCAAUGAUAUUAAAUACACUCUUAUAUGCAACAUAGUAUGUGAUGAGCAAAUAUAUCUAUAGAAUAUAGAAACAGAGUAAUAGAUUAAUAUAAGUAAGAAUUAUCGACAAAUGAUAAAUAAUUGGCUAAAGCAUUCCGAUAUUAGAGAAGGAAAAUAAAAAUUAUUAUAAUGGGUUUGCCAACUUUAUUAUGCUUUGUUCAAAAUUAUUACAAUUUAUGCUUGAGUUACACAUAGUCAGAAAAAUUGAAUAUUUUUGAGUGUUUAAAAAAAUUUGAUACUGAAAAAAUAGGUAUGGGAAUAUUGACUUCUUUUUAUAUGACUCUUUUAUUAUACAUUGGUCCAGUUUAUUAAGAAUUUUGGGUAAGAAAAAACACAUUAUAUAUAGAAUGGGAAUUUGAGGGAGAAAUUUAGUAAAAUUAGGUUCAACAAAUUUAGAUGGGAUUACUUUACAAAGAUCGUUAUUGUACUAUUAUUUCUUUAAACAUUAUAAGACUCCAUUAAUUGAUGAAAUUAUAUUUAGAGAACUUGUGAAUAAUGCUAUAAAUGUUAGAUAUUAAAAUAACAUCUAGUUCAUCAUUUAUUCAACAUUGUUAUAUAGUUUAAGUAAAUAAGAAAUACUAUCUAAUUAGCAAAAGCAUUGUCUUAUUAAUUAAAAUAUGGGUAACUAUCACGUUAUGAAUUUCUAAAAACAUUUGUAUUGGGAUUGUACUUGUCUUUUGUCUUAGUAUAAACAAAAACAAUAGUGACAGUAAUAAUCAAUCAUGGACUUAUGAAUUUUAUGGGAAGACCGAACUUUAAGGAUUUAGUUAAAGGAAAAUAUAGCAAUGAAUAAAGAUAAAGUAUAAAAGAAUUUACUAUUAUAAGAGAUGAUACGGUUUUAUGUCCUCGGUUUCGUAGCUUUUCUAAUUUUUUGUGUUUUAGUUUUGUGAUUUUAUUUAUUAAUGGAUUAAUAUAAAAUAGUGAAAAGAUUGGGAGAUGGAACUUAUGGGUGCGUCUACAAGGCAACAAAUAUCAACACGGGAUAGAUUGUUGCUAUAAAAAAGUUCAAAAAAAAAUAUACUUCUUGGGAUGAAUGUAUAAACCUUAGAGAAGUAAAAGCAUUAUAAAAAUUAAAACAUCCUAAUAUCAUCAAAUUAGUUGAAGUAUUCAAAGAAAAGGAUGAGUUGAAUUUAGUUUUCGAAUUUUUAGAUAAGGAUAUUUAUCAACAAUAUUUAGAAAAUCAAAAUAAUGGAAGACAUUUGUCUGAAGAUAAGAUUAGGUCUGUAAUAAAAUAAGUAACUGAAGGUUUGGCAUAUAUGCAUAAAGUAGGAUAUUUUCAUAGGUAAUUAAUAUAAGUAUUGUAGAGAUUUAAAACCAGAAAAUCUAUUAGUAUCAGGGGAAACAGUUAAAAUAUGUGAUUUUGGAUUAGCAAGAGAGAUCAGAUCAAAACCUCCAUAUACUGAUUAUGUUGCUACAAGGUGAUGAAUAUUUAUAAUAUUUCAGAUGGUAUAGAGCACCAGAAAUCCUACUGAAAUCUCAAUAUUAUAACUCACCAGUUGAUAUAUUUGCAUUAGGAUGUAUAAUGGCAGAACUAUACACCCUUAAACCUUUAUUUAAUGGAAGUUCAGAGUUAGAUCAGCUUUUUAAGCUUUGUUAAACAUUAGGUACACCAAAUGUUCGAGAUGUAUUUAUUAACAUGAAUAUUAUAAGUGGCCCGAAUCAUAAAAAUUAGCAAAUGCUGCUAACAUUACUUUCCCAACAUAUAGUCCUGUCUAGUUAGAAAAAAUCAUACCAAAUGCUUCAUCAGAAGCGAUUGAUCUUAUCAGAGAUAUGUUAAAGUAUGAUCCUUAGAAAAGGCCUUCUGCUAAAUAAAUUUUGGAAUAUCCAUAUUUUACAAAUCAUUGCUUUCCUAUGAUAUAAUAAAUUGAGAAUAAAUAGGAAUUUCCAAAAAUUGACAGAAUAGAAAGACACGAAAAACAAGAAGACAUAUUUGAAUUACCUAAAGUCAAUAAUAAGGAAAAUAGAAAUAAGAUGAAUGAAUCUAAUUCAAACUUUCUAGACCUUUUGGAAUAAAAGAUAGCUGACUAUGAGAGACCAGCAAAAAAGGAAGCCUCAAUACAUAAGAGUAGCGUGAAGGAACAUAAAGAGUAUCAACCAUAAAAAGAUUAUAGAGAAUCUAAUCUACCUAUAAUCCAAAAUAAUCAAAAUAAAGAUUACUUGAUGUCUAAGGAUUUCAAUUAAAUUGAUAAUCUAGAUCCUAGAAUUGAUUCUAGAAAUAAAAAAGGUUAGGCAGGAUUGAAAUUCUUAAGGCAUAAUGAUCCUAUUGGAGAGUAACUUAGAAAUCAAUAAUAAUUGAGUAUUUAAUAAUCAAGAUCUUAUGAACCGACGAAAAGAAAUAUUUAUGAUUUUAAUCUCAUAUAAAUGCCAAUAGCUAAACCUACUUUUCAACCUAAACUGGAAAUGCCUAAAUAGAAUAAAAAUUAGAUCCUUGGAUAAAAUUAUCCAAAAUCAUUGCCUAUUGCCCCAAAUAUGGGAUAUAAGUAUCAACAAUAAUAACAAUAUAAAUUCGAUGAUAUCUUAUAUGGUAAGCCUCCACUUAAAUAGUAUUAUUGAU
Paramecium pentaurelia is the source of this 2615-nucleotide messenger RNA. NCBI's taxonomy places the organism in Eukaryota, Ciliophora, Oligohymenophorea, Peniculida, Parameciidae. The record is from the annotation of a GenBank genome assembly.